This is a messenger RNA of Rhagoletis pomonella (apple maggot), 2382 nucleotides long. RefSeq names its product trafficking protein particle complex subunit 3 (gene Bet3). Gene Ontology annotation, molecular function: DNA-binding transcription factor activity, RNA polymerase II-specific; RNA polymerase II cis-regulatory region sequence-specific DNA binding. Lineage: Eukaryota; Metazoa; Arthropoda; Insecta; Diptera; Tephritidae. The transcript is spliced from 2 exons. The record is from RefSeq and is a predicted model, not a curated record. Gene Ontology annotation, cellular component: CCAAT-binding factor complex; cytosol; cis-Golgi network membrane. Gene Ontology annotation, biological process: endoplasmic reticulum to Golgi vesicle-mediated transport; regulation of transcription by RNA polymerase II; intra-Golgi vesicle-mediated transport. The coding region runs from base 502 to 1458 and encodes 318 amino acids.
UUGUGAAAACAAACAAAAUUGACAACAGGGUUGCACGAACUAUUUGGUAGCAUUGAUAUAUGUAAUGAAUACUCAUGAAACGAACUAUGAGAGUUGAUUUCAUUUGAUAUAAAUGUGUCAACACAAAACGAAUAAUAAUUUAGUUAACGCAAAUUAAUGAAGCUUAGUCAAUUUUCCAUAAACUCCUUUUGUUUUAAUUCAAAAUCGUACUCUUAAUUGAAUAACAAAGAAGUUUUUGAAAUCUCUUCCCCAACUGAACUCACCUUUUCACAUUUCCCCACACAAGAUAAUUGAACACACCCAAACUGCCAUAUUUUCCACCUUCACAAUUUGUUAAUAAAAAAGCCGAGUUUUGCAUAGAUUUUAAGCUUUCCCUGCAGAAAAGUGAAAAAAAUUGGAAUAAUAUUAUGUCUAGACAAGCUUCACGUUUCGAUGCUAAAAAAGUGUAAUUAAAUGAGAAGCCAAAAUUGAUUUUACGUCCCAAGCUAGCAAUAAAGUUGCAUGGAUAUAAAUAACAUCUCGUCUAUCAUUAAACAACAGAAGCCCACUGGAGCUGUCACUGUUGUCACUCAAAACAAGAAAAACUUGCAAGACCAGCAAAAAAUACAAUUGAUCCCUAUGAUGACCGCAGGUGGGACGCAAAUUAUUAUCGGGCAAUUGCCACAACAGCAGCCACAGGCUACAGGAACGUCGCAAGCCACGACAACCGGACUUAUACCCCUUCAGGCAAAUCAAAUUAUGUUGCAACAGCCCCAACAAACAGCACAGCCAAUGCAGCUACUUCAAUUGCCCGAUGGUCAAACACUAUUUUAUCAACCAGCAGCAACAUCAUUGACCCUUGAUCCAAAUGCGACAACUGCACAAGCUACGCCACAGCCGCAACUUAUUAACAUAAACGGCCAAUUAAUGCAAAUAGCGACAACUCACCCGCAGGGCACUACUAAUAAUAAUACUGUAGGCCAGCAAAUUAUUAUGGUCCCACAAGCUGGUACCACAACUGUGACUGUUCCGCAAACUGCCACAUCGGUAUCAGCACAGCAAACAACUUCUGCCUCUGCCGCAAAUACCAAUACAAAUGAUGUGCAAGCGGAAGAUGACUCUAGUAAGGGAGAAUCUGAAGAGGAGCCUCUUUAUGUUAACGCAAAACAGUACAAACGGAUACUGAUAAGGCGACAAGCUCGAGCUAAACUUGAAUCUCGUAUACCGAAGGAACGCUCUAAAUAUUUGCACGAAUCGCGUCACCGUCAUGCAAUGAAUCGCGUACGAGGCGAGGGUGGACGAUUCCAUUCGGCCCAAAUAAAGAGUGACUUAGGUGGAUCUGGUUCUGGUAAUUGCGAAUCACAAAUGCAAUCUGUGCCGACACGUGCAACUAUACGUGCCCCACCAAAGUUAAUCGCACCACAUCAAACUCCAAUUCCAGCACCUACCCCUAGUAUAACCAUCACUCCAAUAAAGUAAAAACAUGGGCAGCACAAAACCAAUUAUACCAGUUAAAAAACUUUAGUUUUAGAAAUACAUAUAUUGAGAUUAGGAUCUACUUUAAUAAUGAUUUGUAUGUAAAAUAAGUAUGUAUGUACCUAGAUGACGACUAUCCGCUAUCCAUAUUACGCGCCGUUAGUACUACUAAUAUUUUAUUAUCUGCAGAAUGCUGAGUUCUUAACGCUCACCUAUGGUGCGCUUGUAACUCAAAUGCUGCGAGAUUUCGAGAAUGUUGAAGAUGUAAAUAAACAACUUGAACGUAUAGGCUAUAAUAUGGGCAUGCGUCUAAUAGAAGAUUUCUUGGCACGAACAUCAGCACCUCGCUGCUUAGAAAUGCGCGAAACAGCGGAUCGCAUACAACAGGCGUUUCGCAUGUACUUAAAUGUGCAACCGACUAUUUCUAACUGGUCUGCAUCUUCGGAUGAGUUUUCGUUAGUUUUUGAAACAAAUCCUCUAACGGAAUUCGUUGAAUUGCCCCAGGAUUUGACCAACUUGCGUUACAGUUCCAUACUCAGUGGCUGCAUACGCGGUGCAUUGGAGAUGGUGCAACUGGACGUGCAGUGCUGGUUUGUUCAGGUAUAUGACGGAUGGUAUAGAUGACAUUCAUUCAUACACACAAUUUAAUUUAAGGCAAUGUAAAACAAAAAAAUAUUAAAUUAAUAAUUAAUUUCAAUAUUUGAGAUGAUGUUUAAAAUAAUUAAAGAAUGUUAGAUGCAUGCAUACCCUUGCUUGCAACUUUAAAGCUAAAAGCUAAUUUUUAAGCUAAAUCUUUAAUUUAAAUAUCACCUUUUACUCUUGUUCACGACAGGAUCAACUAAAGGGUGACAAUGUGACAGAGCUUCGAAUUAAGUUUGUACGCCGCCUGGAAGAUGCUAUACCUGCUGGUGAGGACUAAAAGAAACG